UAUCGCUGGCAAAGUAGAUGUGAUAUGCGGCAACAUAAAACAUCGCAUGCGCAUAGUGUAAAGGCUGGUACGGGAUUUAAUUUUAAUAUCGCACGUCUGUGUCGACUGAAUUAUUGAAUUUCCAAUCCCAUGAAUUUCUUAAGUAGACUGUAUAAAUGGCUAGUCUAGUAAUUCGCAUAGAGAUCGCGUCAUAAUGCAAUGUUCGCUUCCCGAGUCUAAGAGCACGCACACAGAAUGAAUAAUGUUAUAUUUAUCGUAAACAUCAACUAACGCCGUUGACAAGAGAACACGUCGCAUGCAGGAAUACUCAGCCGGCGCCUUGGUGGUCGCCGGCUCUGAUGGAACGCGCGCUGGAUUGCACGCCGUUGACGCGAUAGCGAAAAGUGCGAUUCGACAAGAAGAUGACGUGUGAAGUGUGAAGUAUGACGUGCACGAGCCUGUUUGGGACUCCCAUUUUAUGUAGCUUGUAAAUCAGGUCGCUGUGCCAGAUUUUAUAAAAGGCCUUUAUCACGACAAAGAUCAGGACGUCUGUGGCCCCUUUGAGCCUGAAGUGUCGGGCGUGUUAUUAUAAUUCAAUUUCAGUUCAUAUGAAUAUGCCUGCUCACGAAGCUCCGUGCGUGGAACUAGGUAGUGCCCCACAGACGCCGAAUAUCGCACUAUCGCCUUCACCGUCGGAAAUAUCCAGCACUAGUUCACCUGAACCACCGCUUAUGAGAGCUACUCCCUUAUUUAGGGUAUUGGCAAUGCCCCCACCAGAGCCAGUGCAACCUCCUGGCCAAGAUGAGUUGGAACGCCGUUUACCCGGUUACAGGCGCAUUGUUAUUCCUCGAGAAUUGACUUUAAUCGAAUUACUUAAACAAUGUAGUGGUGUUACCACUGACGAAGAGGUACUUCGCAUCCGAGAGGCAAAACUUCGAGUGGUAGCUGAACGUGUGGGAUUGAGGAGACUUCAUGUGCUUACACCGAGACUACGUUCCCUAAUUUUGGAUGGGAGCGCUUUGUCAUCCCUAAGAGAACUUGGCAUUGGCUUAGUUCAUUUGAAAAUAUUGAGUAUAAGCCGUUGUGGCCUGGCCUCUUUGGAUGGUGUGUGGGGCUUAGGGGCGCUACAGGAAAUGUAUGCUAGUGGAAAUAAAAUUAAAGACUUACAGCCUUUAGGGGCAUUGCAAAAACUGCAUACAUUAAAUUUAGCAGAUAAUCCAGUAGCAGAGUCUAGUCGUCUUUGGACUUUAGGGGUCUGUGGUUCGCUGCGUCGAUUAACAUUAAGCGGAACUCCGGUGGCUGAUUCACCACAUUAUAGAACGAAUGUUGCUUCAUGCUUACCCAUGUUGGUCUACUUGGACGAUCAUCCAUUGCAUACAGAUAUUGAGUAUGGAACUGAUGAUGAGUUUGGUCCACCGUCAUCGAGCUCAGGUAGUGAUGCGGAAGACGAGGAAUUAGCAGCUGUUGCCCAAACUCUGUCUGCUACACCCGAGCCUGGUCCAUCUUCGCAGUUUCCAAAGCCAAAUUUAGAGCAGGCUUCUGAUAGUGAGAGUAAGGCGUCUAAACUAGAAAGGUUGGUACGUCGUCGGCCAGCCACCACGGAAUGUGUUGGGAUGCGUCCCACGAGGCCGUCUCUUCCUGAAAGACCAAGGACCGCUCACAGCAAACCUUCCCUGGAGGCGCCGAGCAAACUGCAGAUAUUGAAUACACUAAUGGAUGAGGAAUGGCGAUGCAGUGGAAGCAAAUUGACUUCGCAUGAACCGGUGUGUGGAAACUUGGCGAGGGCUUUACGCAGACCUGCUACAGCAAGACAAACUUCAGAAGCAGAUUUAGAGAAGUAUUUGGUAGAACAAUCAAUGGAGGGAGCCGACCGGGCAAUGGCGGCGGAAAUUCCGCGCGCACCUCGUCUUGAAGAUUGGGUUAAGUUCAAAGAAUUAACUGGAAUCGAGAUCGACAUUGAUUUUACUGAAAGACCAAAAGGAGCUGAUGCCGCCGAGGUCAUUGAUCGACUGGAUCGCAUAGAAAAGGAGACAUUUGAAAGGCUUAGCAACAAAAAUUUAUCAACACAAGCGGAGAAUAGUGUUUCUUUGACAAAUACUCCACAGUGUACCAAUGGUUCCGUGCCAUUUAUAAGUGAUUACGAUUUGUGGAGGGGAGUACAAGAUUUACCUCCCAUUUAUGACACUAACACCGAAAUAGAUUCUCUGUUUAGAGAUAUUGCUGUAACAGAUCCACUAGACCAUUUAAGGCACGCCGAUUUACGUGAAGAGUGACAGCACUACGUUUUAUUUGCAACAGUUUUGUUGAUUUUUAUUGCAAUUAUUCAACUGAAAAGUGAUCGUAGAAAGCAAUUCAUUUAUUUCACGACUGCGUAACGGAUGAUUAACAAAAAGUGGACGAUUAUUGUGCAAGUUAGACAAGACUUCGCUUAUUGUUAUUGGGCUUGCGACUAUUUUGGUCGUUGCUUGUUUUAUAAUUGUUGUCGUCCUCCGUGGCGCAGCGGUCAACACGCCUGCCUGUGACGUGGAGGCCCCGGGUUCGAUCCCCGGCCAGGUUAUGAUGGAAAACGAUCUUUUCCUGAUUGGCCUGGGUCUUGGAUGUUUAUCUAUAUAUGUAUCUAUUAUAAAUAUAGUACCGUUGAGUUAGUAUCCCAUAACACAAGUCUCGAACUUACUUUGAGGCUAGCUCAAUCUGUGUGAUUUGUCCGUAUAUAUUUAUAUUUAUUAUAUUUAUAUUUAUAAUUAUUUCCAAUUAAUUGCAUACUUAUUUAUCGUGUAGUAUGAGUAUUAUAAUAAUUGUUACAACAUUCGUUUUAGAAUAAAUUGUUGUAGAUUUUCAUUCGUUUCAUUCUAACAUACUGUUGUUUUAAGUGUAACAGAAUGACUUAUAGAAUUUUUAUUUAUACAACUUGGAAUGGCAAAGAAAACAUGGUCAUCUUAUGAGAAGUGGUCAAAACACGAACAGCACCACCGCAUUACAAAAUAUACUGUGAAGCCUAAGUGAAUCCUCAUGCCUAGCCAUUACUAAAGACUAAUAACACAAUCGUAUCCUGUAAUUUCUCGGCCAUUACUAUUCUGUAGACUAAAACUGUUUUUAUGUGGAAAUACAGCCAUACGAGUAGAGUAGCUUAGGAGCAGAAGAAGUCAGUGGGG
Galleria mellonella (greater wax moth) is the source of this 3131-nucleotide messenger RNA. RefSeq lists its product as uncharacterized. The record is from RefSeq and is a predicted model, not a curated record. The transcript has 11 exons. NCBI's taxonomy places the organism in Eukaryota, Metazoa, Arthropoda, Insecta, Lepidoptera, Pyralidae. The coding region runs from base 588 to 2252 and encodes 554 amino acids.